Molecule: messenger RNA, 4404 nt
Organism: Peronospora belbahrii
Lineage: Eukaryota; Oomycota; Peronosporomycetes; Peronosporales; Peronosporaceae
Source: the annotation of a GenBank genome assembly
AUGCCAUGGCGACGUCAGGAGGUCUUAUCGCGUACAAACUUGAAGUCGCCCAAUUACCCUCUACGCCGCUCUGUCGAUACUUCCACGAGUUACAGUACAUUCCGUACUAAAAACAUCAACAGUGACUUGUCCGGUGUAUUGCCUUUUCCAGUACUAGGUCUAUCAAUGCUAGCCGCUCGUAAGCGCUUGCUCGAGGCUAUUGAACGCAAGAUCCAAGAGAAAGAAGACUCGUCGAACCUUACGACGGAAUUUCGAGAUCCAUUCUCACUAUUGCUUGGUCUCUGUGCCUCCUGUCGGUUUGCUGAAGCUAUUAGACGUUUUGUUGAAGACGAGAAGGACCGCAUUUUAGCUGCAGUGGCUGAAGGACUGUUCCUAGUGGCCGCUGCCGUGGGAAAUGUCGUACUUAACAUGACGCAGAAGCGUCGUCAUCAUGCAGAAAUGGCUGAAAGAGUUCGAGUAGCAGUGAAGCAAAUGAUGAAAGACAGUGAUAAGAAGAAGAAGGAGGAGGAGGACCAAGCGCCACCCGCAUGGCUUGGUUGGGGAACCCAGCCGACUGUUCUCUUACCGUCCAAUAGCUACGUCACGUGCUACAGAGAUAGUCAGUGGCAACGAAUGCCGAUGAAUUUGCUGGUAGAAGGGGACAUUAUUGGUUUAAUGAGUGGAGACAUUGCACCGGGAGAAGUUCGACCGGUUGAGGUGGAAGAAAAUGAAGAACAGCAAGUGUAUCCGAGAGGAUGUAAAUUGCCGCCGUGGACCAGACGACAUGCAAAGGAUACGACCAGAUGUACGGCGACGUUUGAUCCACCGUUGCUGCUGGAGUUGUGCGGUGAGAUGCGAAUUUUUGAGGUGAUGGAGACACCGGUGGUGCGAGAUAUUGAAGAUGCUCUGUUUCACAUAAACAGACCCAUGACACCGACGCAGAAGCUGCAUGCACAAGCAAGGCGUGUGGCAGCGUAUAUUUGCAUGUCGUACACAGUUUUGGUGCUUGUAGCAAUUGGACUUCGUAUGGUUGUGCAGCAUCGGUCACUUGAUAUCACUCUUUCCCAUAUUCUCAUCGGGCCAAUGGGCGUUUGGAUGUGUUUUGCCUCACUCAAUACACCGUUGGUUUUGUUUGUUGCCGAGGCGGCUGCGACUGCGUCGAUUCUGGGCUCCUUCGACGACAUCUUGGUCCCAAAAGAACCUAAAAAUCAAACGCCGAAGGAAGCUGCAGAAAACAGCAUUGGUGAUUCUACUGAGACGCAAGUGCAAGAAAACACAGCGCAGGACAUAGAUAAAGACAGUUUAAAGGCAUGCAAGGCAAAAUCAAAUCAUGGUGCGCAUGUAUCUCGUAUCGAUAGCGCGAUGGCGUCAAUCUUGAAAGCGACAGCACUGUUCCCACCCGACAUCUAUGACGUUGAAGAUCGAGAAAGGCUACGCUCAGAAAAGGCCCAAAAGCAAUCUGCCGUUAUGCGAUCGCUUCAAUACUUUUUGGUUGUACUUCGGUUUCGUAUGAUGCGCUGUGACCUCGCGCAUGUAUCUGACCGGCGACAUCUACCAGUGCCGUUUCGCUCUUUUCGAUUGCUUGAGCGGUUGGGAAAUGUUACAAUGUUAUGCUGCUUCGACGACGACAUUCUAUGCGAGCAAACGCCGUCUGUGGAGGAGAUUUUUCUUCUAAACGAUAAACAGAACAACAACUCUACGGUUUUAGAUCUGCAUGCUGAGCGCCAUUGUGACACAGGACUAAAGUUUGAGGACCCAAAGUGGAAGCAGCACUUACCGUCGCUCAAGCCAAUUGGAUUAGCGAUCAUGGUAAACGACGACGAAGAUCCAGCGCGACACUACGAUGAGAACAUGCGCUAUCUGGUAAAUGAGGGGCUGUAUCCGGGUGAUGAUGGAGACACACGAGACCCAUACUUGCGAAGUUGCAUGCAGCGUCUAUCGGCUCACAUUCGGAUGUUGCCAUUUCCAAAGCAUUUGCUCAAUCUCUCUCGUGAAAUGGGCUUUUCGGUCGCUGAUGAUUUGACGAAGUUUCAACGACGGCAGUCCAUUCAUAUUAUUUGUCCUCGGCUUGCCCAUCAUGAACACACGAAUGACCAUCACGACCAAGGCCAAGAAGAUACACGAUAUCGAGGCAAUCUCAAGUCACACCUUUAUUCAACGGUAAUACUUGACAAGCGUUCACAUCGGCAUCAGUUAUUGUCGCGUGGCCACCCGACGGUUGUGCUGGCUCACUGCAGUGAAUAUUGGGAUGGUAAAUCGAUAUGUCCACUAACGAGUGAGAAACAACGUGCUAUUUUUGACAUGUAUAACCAGUGGCGAGUUGAGGAUCUGGAUUGCAUUGCAUUCUCGUACGUCCCUGUUCCUCACAAGCUAAACAAUCUCUUUACCCGUAAUGGUUCUAGCAGCAAUGGGAACAGUUUUCUCGACUCACCUAGUGUUGGCCCCACUCGCAGUGUACAGAGGGGAGCGACACUACCACCUGUGUAUCUUGUCGAUGAUAGCACAACCAGUGAACUGAGCUCACCACACUCGAGAGCUAGACAAAACAGUAUGCCAUUUUCUAGCCGCAUGAGUGAAGACCAGGGACAUGGACAUGAUGGCCAACGCCAUACGUAUUCUGUAGGGCAAGCAUCACCACUAGUGUCCCCAAAAUCAAUCGAUGAUUUGUCUAUAGAUCAGGAGUCAAUUUCUGAGGCGCAAGCAGCUAAGUCAAUGGGGGCUGUUCCAAGCGGGCAAGUGACACCAUCUUCCAGACGACGCGGGAACUUGGCGUCAAGUGAUCUUGAGCUGUCGGUGGGGUUACAGCCAUCCGACACGAGCUCCGUUGAGAAGGAGUCUAUGCUCUGGCGCAUUCAGGAUGACCAGAUCUUCCUGGGUAUGGUUGCGACAGGAGUCCAGCCAAAGCAACAUACCCCUGACUUUAUUGAAGAUCUGAACGCUUGCGGCAUUCGCUUUGUGUACUUCUCUCCACGUAACAUGCGCCGAAGCAAGCUACUUGCCGAGAAAAUGGGUAUCGAGACAGACUGGAAUUGUGCUAUAUCGCUGCGCUCACUUGACAGCGAUGGCCCCGACCCUCAUCGCAUGACUUCAAAUUACUCAGAUUGGGACGUGAAAGCUCGCUUGCCGCAUGGCGUAGACGCCAUCAAGCGACACCUGGAGGAAGUGGAUAACGUGCCAUUGUUGGUGUCUCUUUAUACAGACAGUACACCGGAAACAAUCAGCGAGAUGAUUUCUAUCUUUCAAGAAAACCACGAGGUAGUCAUGGGUGUUGGUUCGUCUUUGAAGGAAAGCAACGCACCUUUAUUCUCAAAAGCAGAUUUAGCGGUGGCAUUACAGGGUGGCGUCCAAGCAUUUUUUGACAAGCCAAUUCCUCAUGGAAAAGAGCUAUCUAUUUUCUCAGACGAUGACAUUCAGUUUAGUCAUAUUCUAAACACCCUCGCGUGUGCCUUCCGCCUGAAGAGUGCCCCAGACGUGUCGCAUGACACUGACAGCAACGACGAUACCAUUUCAGGCGGAACAGCUAGUGUGGCCCAUCUGAUCGAACUCAUUCGGUUGGGACGGCGCAUGCUUACGAAUUUCAACCAGAUGAACACAUUUAUCUUCGUAUCUCAGCAUUUAAUCGCCACGAUCAUCCUUGCCUCAUAUGCUGUACCUUUCCCGCAUGUGCCGCAACUGAGCUGCUCGUCGAUUUUCUGGCUCUUGUGGGUAUUGGUACCGGCGCUCAGCCUCUCUAUGCUUGCAACGGCAAGCGAGAAGGACAUCAUGAAAAAGACCCCGCGCAAGAAUGAAGAAUAUGAUAUGGAGGAUGAUCUGCCGCGGUUGGUCACCUAUUUUGUGUGCCGUCAUGUGCCGUCAGUGUUGUUAUCAAUCGCCGUGUUUGAGUGCUUGCUUGGUUUCUCUCUUCAAGCGUCAAGUAUUUCCGAUCCACGUGCAUUCGAAAACGAGAGAUUCCAUAAUUUCCGAUGGAUGAAUUUCAUAUUCGACAACGAACUGUUGACGGUAAGGCCACGGCCGGCUAUUGUUGCUGCUGCAGUGGAUCGCGCUGAAGCCGGUAUGCUGCUAUCGAUUGGCAUUUGUAUUGUGACCUCGUCGUGUGGGUACCUGUACCGAUGCGAGAGCAUAUUUAAAGUUUCUCCAUUCCGAAACAUCAUGUGGGUGGCCGUAGCGUUCUUGCUGUUGUGCUUGCAGCUUCUGGUCAGCACUCUCCGUGCGGGAAUCGUUGGUGCCGAUGGAAUCAUCCUCUGGCAUUUUGCGAGCCAGUCAGUUCCUCGGGUCUUCUGGGUUGUAUCUUUGGGCGUGUGGCCACUGAUUAUAAUUUGCGUUGACGAAGUAUUGAAGACGCAUGACAAACGGCACCUUGUGCGCUACAACAAGUUCCUUCGGAUGCAGUUUGACACGCGACUUGGAAUGUGGAGCCCGAAAUAA